CCGGUUCCUCUCGCGCGUGUAAAUGAAACCUUUUUUUAAAAAAACACGCGUUUACACUUUUAACAACCUGAAUACAAUUUGUUUUUUAUUUUAUUAGAAGCCGCAAAGCAGAGGAAGCUCAAUGUAAAUCAAAUCUUACAGCUUCGCCUCGGACAGUUUCCUCGUAUUUACAUUUCGAAGCAUCAUGGCAGCAGAGGAUCCCUGCUCGGAGUUCUCAGACUUGGAGCCGGACUCGUCCACGUGUGCUGGUUUGAAGCAGGAGAAACAGAUGUGUGCUUCACAGAGGAGAUUCUACAGCUUCUGCAGGAGGAAGUCAUUUGCUGCCUUUGUGACGUCCAAGAGCGACGGCAGUCAGGAGGACGGAAGUGCAUCUUGGUGCUGCUGCGGCCAGACCUUCAGGGAACACUCGGCUAUUCACAAACAUGUGGCCAGAACUCAUGAGGGGGAAAUAAAGCAGCUGACACAGAAAACAUAUGAGGGUUUAUUAAGCCAACUGGAGGAACAACCUGAAACACGGCAACCAAACGAGCGCAAAGCCGAGGCGGUGGAUAUUUCUGCAUGGAUACCCGACACCAGCCACAUUUCUGAGGAGCAACUUCAGAAGGGUCCAGGAAAGGUUAUCCUCUUUUAUCACUACUGUCAAGUGGAGGAUCCGCAGGUCAUCUGUGCUUGGCAGAAAGCUUUGUGUGAAAAGCUCCACCUAACUGGCAAGGUGAGGGUGGCGUCCGAGGGCGUUAAUGGAACAGUCGGUGGCACCAACGUGGCAACAGAUAUUUACAUUAACGCAAUGUGUUCGCAUCCUGUCUUCAGGAUGGAGAGAGAGGAUUUUAAGACCAGUGAUGGUGGUGCAGAGUGUUUCACAGACCUCAGGGUUGGAGUCUAUAAAGAAAUCGUCCCCAUGGGAGUGGAUCCCGAGGUUAUCUCCUACCGAUUAGCAGGAAUUCAUUUGGAGCCUGAGGAGUUUCACAAAGAGGUGGAGGCUCUUUUGGUCAAAGGGGAUUUGUGCACUGACACAGUUCUCCUCGACUGCCGCAACUUUUAUGAGAGUAAAAUUGGGCAGUUUACUCAGUGUCUGGCCCCAAACAUCCGUAAGUUCAGCUACUUCCCCGACUACAUCGACCAGAACCUUGAACUGUUCAGAGAUAAAAAGGUCCUCAUGUACUGCACAGGAGGGAUCCGCUGUGAGCGAGGCUCUGCCUACCUCCGCUCAAAAGAUGUGUGUAAAGAGGUUUACCAGCUGAAAGGUGGAAUUCACAAAUACCUGGAGCGUUUCCCAGAAGGUUUCUAUCGCGGAAAACUUUUUGUGUUUGAUGAGCGUUACACCAUCUCCUCCAACAGAGACAUCAUCUCAGACUGCAGGUACUGCGGCAGUCCAUGGGACCAGUACAAGCUCUGCUCCACCCAGUUCUGCUGCCAGCUGGUUCUGUCAUGUCCCAGCUGCAGACGGGACGGACACACCUCCUGCUGCCCCACCUGCCAAACCAAAGGACGGGCUCAGAGCGAGGCAUCCCCCGCCGCUCCACAUCAAAAAGAGGAGUGCGAGUGCACAGACGGGCGUCCCAGAAUCCCUCAGGAUGUGUAACUUUACAGUGGAUGUGAUCGAACAUGAUUUCUUAUGGUCACAUGAAAAAUUCUGCAUUUCCAGGGACAGUAAAUAUUAUAUAUUAAUUAAUGAGAAUAUUUUAAGUCAUACAUUUUUUGUAUGAAUUUGGGGUUUAAGUAAUCUGUGAAUCUGAUGUUAAAUGAUAAAACAGUUGAUUCGUAUUUUAAUGAAAACACACGUGUAUAAUACGCCUGCAGAAUCCACUGAUUUUUAACUGGAAAGUCUUAUCAUGAAUAAAUAAUGCCCCAAGGGAUUUUGAUCUUA
Messenger RNA from Paralichthys olivaceus (Japanese flounder), 1867 nucleotides. Its product is annotated as thiosulfate sulfurtransferase/rhodanese-like domain-containing protein 2. The record is from RefSeq and is a predicted model, not a curated record. Lineage: Eukaryota; Metazoa; Chordata; Actinopteri; Pleuronectiformes; Paralichthyidae.